Messenger RNA from Lynx canadensis (Canada lynx), 1769 nucleotides. RefSeq names its product protein phosphatase 2 regulatory subunit Bgamma (gene PPP2R2C). Gene Ontology annotation, cellular component: cytosol; protein phosphatase type 2A complex. The record is from RefSeq and is a predicted model, not a curated record. Gene Ontology annotation, biological process: peptidyl-serine dephosphorylation. The transcript is spliced from 9 exons. NCBI's taxonomy places the organism in Eukaryota, Metazoa, Chordata, Mammalia, Carnivora, Felidae. Bases 75 to 1418 code for a protein of 447 amino acids. Gene Ontology annotation, molecular function: protein binding; protein phosphatase regulator activity.
GCCCGGCGCGACCUCUGCGGAUUGCAUCGGUGUGUGGCGGCGGGGCAUGCCCAGGGCACCGGGCACGGCCUUCAAUGGGCGAGGACACGGACACGCGGAAAAUUAACCACAGCUUCCUGCGGGACCACAGCUAUGUGACUGAAGCUGAUAUCAUCUCUACUGUUGAGUUCAACCACACCGGAGAGCUGCUGGCCACAGGCGACAAGGGUGGCCGGGUCGUCAUCUUCCAGCGGGAGCCAGAGAGUAAAAAUGCGCCUCACAGCCAGGGCGAGUAUGACGUCUACAGCACCUUCCAGAGCCACGAGCCGGAGUUUGACUAUCUCAAGAGUCUGGAGAUAGAGGAGAAAAUCAACAAGAUUAAGUGGCUUCCGCAGCAGAAUGCCGCCCACUCCCUGCUGUCCACGAACGAUAAAACUAUCAAGUUAUGGAAGAUUACGGAACGAGAUAAGAGGCCCGAGGGAUAUAACCUAAAAGAUGAAGAAGGGAAGCUUAAAGACCUGUCCACGGUGACGUCGCUGCAGGUGCCCGUGCUGAAGCCCAUGGAUCUGAUGGUGGAGGUGAGCCCACGGAGGGUCUUUGCCAAUGGCCACACCUACCACAUCAAUUCCAUCUCCGUCAACAGCGACUGUGAGACGUACAUGUCGGCAGAUGACCUUCGCAUUAACCUCUGGCACCUGGCCAUCACCGAUAGGAGCUUCAACAUCGUGGACAUCAAGCCCGCCAACAUGGAGGACCUCACGGAGGUGAUCACGGCGUCUGAGUUCCACCCCCACCACUGCAACCUCUUCGUCUACAGCAGCAGCAAGGGCUCCCUGCGUCUCUGCGACAUGCGUGCGGCCGCCCUGUGUGACAAGCACUCCAAACUGUUCGAAGAGCCCGAGGACCCCAGCAACCGCUCCUUCUUCUCCGAAAUCAUCUCCUCCGUGUCGGACGUGAAGUUCAGCCACAGUGGCCGAUACAUGCUCACCCGGGAUUACCUCACGGUCAAAGUCUGGGACCUUAACAUGGAGGCAAGGCCCAUCGAGACCUACCAGGUCCACGACUAUCUGCGGAGCAAGCUCUGUUCCCUGUACGAGAACGACUGCAUUUUCGACAAGUUUGAAUGUGCCUGGAACGGCAGCGACAGCGUCAUCAUGACCGGGGCCUACAACAACUUCUUCCGCAUGUUUGACCGGAACACCAAACGCGACGUGACCCUGGAGGCCUCGAGGGAGAGCAGCAAGCCGCGGGCCGUGCUCAAGCCCAGGCGCGUGUGCGUGGGCGGCAAGCGCAGGCGGGACGACAUCAGCGUGGACAGCCUUGACUUCACCAAGAAGAUCCUGCACACGGCCUGGCACCCGGCCGAGAACAUCAUCGCCAUCGCGGCCACCAACAACCUGUACAUCUUCCAGGACAAGGUGAACUCUGAGAUGCACUAGGUGUGUGCGGAGCCCCGUCGGGGACGCAGCCGUCUGGUGGCACGGCUGGGAGCGCGUCCCUCCCUCCCGGUCCCCAGGCCGGGCCGCCGCCGCUGGCCGCCGUCUGUUUGAAAACGGGAGGAAGGAGGGUUCACUGAAGCCACAGACCGUAACAUGGAUGUGACCGUCGCCUCGGGGAUCAGGCCCUUCGUUCAUUAACCGCGUGCCGCCUGUCCCGCUGUUAGGACUUUGUCAUUUCCAGGAUCACUUUUCACUCCUUCCAGCAGCAACUCGCAGGGGACAGCAGGCACCCCGGGGGGCCUCACGGCGCCCCCCCCCCCCCCAUCGGGGCUUUGGGGACCAGACGACGGA